Sorex araneus (European shrew) is the source of this 2753-nucleotide messenger RNA. It is a transcript of the gene OPALIN, whose product is annotated as oligodendrocytic myelin paranodal and inner loop protein. The coding region runs from base 603 to 1058 and encodes 151 amino acids. Gene Ontology annotation, cellular component: cell-cell contact zone; plasma membrane. The transcript has 8 exons. Lineage: Eukaryota; Metazoa; Chordata; Mammalia; Eulipotyphla; Soricidae. The record is from RefSeq and is a predicted model, not a curated record.
UCAAAAAACACAAACUCUUUUAAACAGCAAGUUCACAAGAAGUGGAAAGCGGCCCUCAUCCUCCAGGUCCAGCAGAACCCCCAGACAAACGGGAGAAGACUGGGAGGCCGAGGCCCAAUUCCCCACGUGCAGGCACUGCGCCAGCCACAGCAGAGCGCCUCCAACGCCAGGACUUCCUGGGCACUCCGCACUCCUAGGGCGAGAUUGCUCUGACUCCCCGUCAGCUGGGCCAGGAGCGGCCAGCCUCAGCCUGUGUACCCCAUUGUUUCCAAGGAGCUGCUGGCGGCAGGGGCAGCUUCUGAGCUGUUGGAUUAGCAGCGGAGGCUAGACGGUGUGGAAAAGUUAGACAUCUACAAAUGCAAGACACGAGUCAGUAAGGCCCCCCCCACAGGAAGGAGCUUGCUCAGGGCACUGUUUGGAGAAGGUUCUUGGGAACCUUCGAGAAGUUUCAUCCGAAAUGAAUUUUUCCCUGAACUUCACGCUGCCAGCCACCAGGACACAGUAAUUGCCCAAAGCCUGAGCCCGGGGGACUCCAGAGUGCUCUCUGAGGCUGACAAGAGGAGUGAGUAAAUAAUUAAAUAAGCUUUGCCAAGUGUAAAGGAAUGACCAAAGCCUAUACUUCCGUUGCGCCAGUGUUCCUCACCACCAGCCUAGAGACUUCCUCCCCAGUCGUGACGGUUGGGAAAGAAGCCGACUGCGGGCCGUCCCUUGGAGUAGCAGCAGGCAUUCCAUCCCUGGUGGCCACGGGACUGAUGGUGGCGUUAGUAAUUAUUGUGAUUCACCAAAGAAGAAGAAGAAGAAGCAACAGCAGCAGUGAGACCAUUGAGGACAGUGAAAUGCCAUGUGAAAUUUCAGAAAUUUAUGACAGUCCCAAGGUAGCCGAGAAUCCUGCCAGGUCACCCACCCGUGAGAACAUGACGGGAGCGGAGGAAGGCCACAUCUACGUGAAGACGGUGUCGGCCGGGGAGGAGGCGCCGCGCGGUCCUUACCAUCCUCCCACGGAACCGCAGAGACGGCGCGGGCUGUGGUGGCUGAUGCCCAGACUGAGCCUGGACUGAUGCCGUGUGGCCCAGAGCGCGCCGGGAGCGAGAUGGGCGUGUGUGUCUGUGCUUGUGCGUGCGUGCAUGUGUGUGUGUGUGUGUGCAGCACUGGCCUCCGGAGAACAGAUCUGAAAAGGCCCCUCCGGGCUCUGAGGUCUCGCGAGCACCCAACGAGUUGGCCCAGAAGGAGCCCGCCAGCAUCCCGACCCCCGGCCCAGUGGCAAUUUUGCUUUCUUUGUAAUUUGGGGGUGUUGGGGGGCUUGAUUGCUCAGUCUUUUGCCUUCUCACUUUUUUUUUUUAACAUCCCUUUACUCACAAAAAGAACUGGUUGGCCAAGGCCAGUAAGAUGCAAAGUUUGGCUAAGUGUGGACCCUCAGGGAAUAGGGUCCGGGAAACAGUGUCUUGUUUCUGAGCAUCUCAGGGUAGAGAACUCGCGAGCCUCACAUUCCCGUCCCCACCAACCCCUUAGGAGAAUGCAUGGCGGGACACUCAUGGUUCCCUCUGGGUCAGCAAUGGGAGAACAAUUCAGGCAGGAAGUCAUGGAUGUGUGUGUGUGUGUGUGUGUGUGUGUGUGUGUGUGAGAGAGAGAGAGAGAGAGAGAGAGAGAGAGAGAGAGAGAGAGAGAGAGAGAGAGAAGGAGAGAGAGAGAGAGAGAGAGAGAAAGAGUGAUACAGGGUAGGGGGAUGAUAAAUAUAGUUUGUUUCACAGGAUUAUUCAGAAUAAGGUAAAGUCUCGCUCUGUGGAGCGAAGCAAAAGGUCCAAGGCCUUGCAUUCCUAGGAGAAACACCACUGGCUGUCAGGAGGAGAGACCAAGCGUUCUCAGAGUGCACGGACACAGGGCCCCGUGGUCAGGCCCCUAGCAGUGUGCUGAGGGAUGUCAGCACAGGCCAGGCCUUUCCCAUGGUGCUGUGAGGAGGCUCCCAGCACCUCAUCCCCCCCACAGAGCCCAGGUCUGGGAGCAAGACAGGUCUCCUGGUGGAGCACCUGCACCCAGGGCCCGGGGUGGUGGCGGGGGUCCACCACUGACUCUAAGUGCCACUAGGAUAUUGUGUAGGGGCAUUCCUUUCUCUCAUUGGGCCCAUGCCUGCUCAGAAACAACACCUCCCUCUUGUCCAGGUAACCAACAGCAGGUUCUACAGACCCACUCACGGCCACCUGUCCACAUGGGCUUGCAAGGAUACCCCACAACCCCGCUGUGAUUUAGGUCUGUGCUAAGUCCCCUGGGUGAAUCUCCUGGACAGCAGAUUUGGUUUUUUCUUGUUACUCUUCCAUCUUGCCAUUUUUAUAGUAGAUGUGUCCCCCUGACCAAGGUGCUGGUGUUUCUCAGACUUUUGGGGAAGGGCCUUGGAUUGGUGAGAAACUUGACUGUGACCCUGGCUUUGACCUCAGAGUUGGGAGCUCUGGGGCUGUCUCCUGGGAGCCUCGGUGCUGUACUUAGAGAAUGAGAGUAGUUCCCGUUCCCCUAAAGGUAUGUGUGGGGGGGGUGAUGCCUGUGCAUACCAUUUAUACUCCUUACAGAAAGGGGUGACCUACUCUGGAACAUUUAUUUUUAAUUCCAUUUAUUUUAAUGACCCAUCGCUUAGAAAAUUUAUUUUCAAUAGUUUCUACUAAACUAGCAAGAUCCAGAAUUACUAUUAUUUAUUUUCCGGUUACAUAAGAUAAGCCAGAACUUAGUUUAGAGCAAAAUGAAUAAUAAAGCGGUCAUUCUUACUG